Molecule: messenger RNA, 1305 nt
Organism: Prorocentrum cordatum
Lineage: Eukaryota; Dinophyceae; Prorocentrales; Prorocentraceae
Source: the annotation of a GenBank genome assembly
AUGAGGAGCAGUGGCCCCUGCCCGAAGGCAAACAAGAGGGUUGGAGAAGCCGACUCCCUAGACCACCUUCGCCCAGAGGGCUGGUGGGAUUACAAUUUCAUCGAGGAGGACUUCCCAUUGCCUUCCAACGAGAACGGUACUCACCCAAGGCCGUCAACCACCCCAACAGGACCUUUCGGCUUCCAUUUGUACAAUAGAUCCAUUUUGGUUCCGAACUGUUGGGCAACUGUUUACGAAGUCCUCCGGUUCGUAGCGCAGUGCCGACUCGAUGGACCGACUAGGUUCAAGAGUUUGGAAAAUAUCAGUUGGGAUGUGUAUUCCACCGACGAUAGUCACAUGCAGGCCGUUCUUAGCAAGUUUACCCGAAGGGUUGAGGGGGGCUUUCGAUUUCUCGAAGAUGCCUUGCUGGCGAGUCGCACCGAAUCUUCCAUUGAGGGCCAGGUUCUGAUUUCUAACAAUGGAUUUCGUCAGGAGCAUCAUAAAUCCGUUGAAUAUGUUUUGAACCAUACGCUUCAAGACCAAGAUCUACUGAGUAUGGAGGCCAUCCUCGGCAGUACAAGGAAGAUCGAGGCCAGCCAGAAGAGCAUCCCCGCGGUCCAAAAUAGUACUGUUCAACACUCUACGGACGAGAAAGUCCACAAUGACAUUGAUCAUGGCAUGCAGAUUGGUGGGGAGGAUGACGGUCCAAGAUUCGGUGAUAUCUUGUUGAUUUACAAUGAGGAUCCGGAUUUCACCCGGGCGGUCCUGGAGCAUGCAGUAUUGUUCGUCGACCAGACCAUAGUUUUCGAGAAAGCUGGCACAGGCAGGUUAAACCCGUACCGAUUAAUCAAUCUGAAGACCGUAUUGCGCGAAUGGCCACCCGCGAAUGUGGGAGCAAAAACAGGAAUAUUCUCCUGGCAUUUGCACCGUGUCUGGUCUUGGGAGGACAGGCCGCUGCUGCGGAACCUGAGCGAAGGCGACUUUGUCAAGCAGUUCAGCCUGUCUGGAUCACCCGUGGACCGCCGCUGGCCCAUGUUGUGGCAGUGGCCCGCCGAGGACAGACGGCAGUACACGCUCGGCGUGGGCGACGACCCCCGUUCGAGGACCGGGGAGGUCGACGAGAUCGUCCUCCUGCAGGCACGACGCUACGGCCUGUGCCGCUCCCGCGCGCGCCCGCGGCUCGUGCCGUGCGCGGGGCGCCGGGAGGCCGGGGGGCCCCCGAACGCCGACGGCCCGCGGGAGGGGCACCCAGCACAAUCGGAAUGGGGGCAGGAGGCGCGCGACCUCGACGACAGCUGGUUCCGCUCAGUGCCAGUGUUCGUGUAG